AUGGACUCAACUGAUAUAUUUGACAAUGUAAACCAAUUUGAUACGUCAUCACUGAAUAAUAUUUUUCACCAUCAACGAACAUUUACCCAGGGGUCAAAGAUCUCAUUCAUAGUCAUUGGAGCAGGACUCAUAGGCCCAAGACAUGCAGAACAUGUAUUUCAGAGAUCAGAUUGUAAAUUAAUGGCAAUAGUUGAUCACUCAGCCAAGGGACCAAAAGUUGCUGCAAAAUUUAAUUGUUUAAUAUUUGCUGAUUUGCAGCAAUUAUUUAUUCAUUGUGAAACUUAUAAUAUCCCAUUCCCUGAUGCAGCAAUAGUAGCUACACCAAAUCAUACCCAUUUGGAUAUGGCAAUGGAAUUGGCAACUAGGGGUAUUCAUAUUCUUAUGGAGAAACCACUCGCAUCUAACGCAACUGAUUGCAAAACAUUAAUGAAUUAUUGUGAACAUAAACAAGUAAAAUUAUUGGUUGGACAUCAUCGCAGAUUUAAUCCUUAUGUUAUAACCACCAAAGAAAACAUCCCCAAGGUAGGCAAAUUAGUUGCUGUUCAAGGUACAUGGACCAUGUGUAAACCACCUUCAUAUUUUAUGGAAAAACCUUGGCGCUCGACUAUUGCCAAAGGUGGAGGAACUUUAUUAAUCAAUUUGAUUCAUGACUUGGAUUUAUUACAAUACCUCUUAGGUCCAAUUGAGAAAGUAUAUGCUGAACUUUUACCAAAACAGAGAACAGAUAGAUUUGGAGAAAUGGAAGUUGAUGAUUGUGAUCUUGUUGAUGAAGGUGCUGCACUCACUUUGAGAUUUGCAAAUGGAUGCUGUGGGACUUUCGUGUGUUCAGAUAAUGUCACUUCUCCAUUUUCAUUUGAAUCAGGUACUGGAGAGAAUCCUACAAUCCCAUUCAAUAAAAAUGUUGCUGGGUUUUAUCGUAUUUUUGGCUCUCACGGAACAAUCAGUGUUCCUGAUUUGAAGUUAUAUCAUCAGAAUGACGCUUUAGAUUUGAUUAAUCAACACGCUUUUAACAAUAGUAUGACUAGUAACCGCGAUGAUUCCCGGACAUGGUUAAACCCAAUUCAAUGUGAACAGUUACAAAUGAAUCAUGAAAAACCAGUUCCUGCAGUGGCUCCUAUCCUGACCAAUGGUAUGAUCACUCCAAGCCCCUCUCCAGAUUAUAAGGUAUCUCCAAUCCAUAAUAUUGGGAUGGGCAAGAAGCCAAAGCCAUUCGAUUUACAACUAGACCACUUUGUUAACUUAAUUACCGGUAGCGAGACGGUUAUUAAAUGUACUGGGGAAGAUGCUUUAAGAGCAUUGCUUUGUAUCGAGGCAGUCAUCAAAUCGAUUGAAACAGGGUUACCUCAAUAUGUAGACUCCGUGGAAUCAAUUCAACCAGACUAUGAACUAUUAAAUCGAUAUAUGUAUAACAUCUGA
Molecule: messenger RNA, 1416 nt
Organism: Hemisphaericaspora subhashii
Lineage: Eukaryota; Fungi; Ascomycota; Pichiomycetes; Serinales; Debaryomycetaceae
Product: Gfo/Idh/MocA family protein
Exons: 1
Coding region: 1-1416 (471 amino acids)
Molecular function (GO): nucleotide binding
Source: RefSeq, a predicted model, not a curated record